This is a messenger RNA of Pygocentrus nattereri (red-bellied piranha), 21037 nucleotides long. It is a transcript of the gene rab44, whose product is annotated as RAB44, member RAS oncogene family. Lineage: Eukaryota; Metazoa; Chordata; Actinopteri; Characiformes; Serrasalmidae. Bases 144 to 20651 code for a protein of 6835 amino acids. Gene Ontology annotation, cellular component: endosome; synaptic vesicle; dendritic spine. Gene Ontology annotation, molecular function: GTP binding; GTPase activity. The record is from RefSeq and is a predicted model, not a curated record. Gene Ontology annotation, biological process: regulation of exocytosis; protein secretion; neurotransmitter receptor transport to postsynaptic membrane. The transcript is spliced from 9 exons.
UAGAAACUGAGACCACAAACAUUUUACAAAAUGAUGAAACCUUAACCACAUCAUUUGUUGAUGAAGGAAAUAAAGAGAUAAAAGAAGUUAAUGGUGCAAAACCAGAAUAUGGGCUCCUUGAUCAAGAGAAUGAAGGCCCAGAAAUGAACAAAAUGCAAUAUAGAGGGAUGAAUAUAGCACCUACAAUAAUUGUAGAUGUGGCUGAAUACAAGAUUGACUCUGCAGUCCUUGAAGUGCAAAACAACUCAGGAGAAGUGAUAGAUGCUAUGGUGCAAAAAAAUAAAUCACAGGAAAAUAUGGAAACAGAACGACAUGGGCAAGGCCAGAUUAAGAAAAAGAGGAAAUUUGGAUCAACCAGGAGGCCUCAAAGUGGACACAGACCAGACACUGAUAUAGAGGAAAAAUUAUGGAAAGAUGUGGAAGCUACAGAAGAAAUUAAACAUGAUGAUCAAAAUAGAUAUUCUGAAGAAACCAUUCAGCAAGCUGUAUCACAGACCUCUGUGUGUGAGGUGUCACUUGGUAAUACUGAUCUACACUCGGAAACAGAAACUGUUGAAAUGAUUGAUACAACACCUGUCAUAUUGUCAAAUGCAAUUGUUCAUCAGGUUGACACUGUGGUCCUUGAAGAAAACAGUAGAGCAGAAGAUCCACAAGAAAUUACAGAAUAUGAAAAAUCAACAGCGGAGGAUAAGAGAACUGAUGACUCCACACACUCAGAUGAGCAAAAAAUGUCCUCAAUCAUUACAAAAAUUCCGAAUGAUACUUCCACAUAUUAUAACCGUUCUCAAGAAGCAUUUAUGGCAGACCAAGAUCCUGAUAUGGAGAGAACUGAUAAUGGAAGCUCCAGCCGAGUAGAUGCUUCUCCUACAAGUGGCACAAUGGAGUUUAUUUCUCAAACACAAGGCAGUUUAGACAUGCUAGCGUAUACAGAAAGUACUUAUGAUUUUGCAUCUGAUAUAAUAAGGCAGAUGUCUUGGAAUCUUGGCAUAUCUGUAGACCAUCUAAAUCAGCCAACAAGUAGAGAAUCAGAACUUGAAAGCACAUGCUCAUUCAUUCUCAUACAAGAAUCAAAAACCACUGAGGAUGAUGUGACAACCAAUCAUGCAGAACUUAGCACAUUAGGGACAAAGACGGGUUUAAUUCAAAGGACAGAACAACACCAUGAAGGUGACCAGAAAGAAAAUAUUGAAGAGACAAGUGAAAAUGAAGGAAAAAGAGGUAAAAAAGAUGAUGAGGGCAGGCAUGGAGAGAAGAAAGAUGUGCCUCUUGCAGACAGCUCUAAAAUAUCAAGCAGAAAGAGUGAAGUUAUUGAGGAGGAGAAUAAAGAAACAACAGAAGAAACUAACUCUGCUCCUACAGAAAAAUCUGCUACUGAGGAGUUUACAGCAGUGUGUUCAGAGCAAUAUAUGAAUCCUGGAUUAUCCUCUGAAACAACUAAAUGGGUUUUAACUACUAACAUACAAACAUCACAAGGAACUGAACUUUCAGGUUCCAAAGACAAUGAUAGGAAUAGUGAAGAAAAUGCAGAAAUAAGAAACACAGGACCACAGGCACAAAACCAAAGUAAAAAAAAGAGAAAAACUGGAUCAACCCGAAGGCUGCAAGGAGGAGCAGACACUGAAGGAAAGGAAAGAAAAUGGAAAGAUGUGGAAGCUGCAGAAGAAUUUGAACAUGACAAGGAAGAGAGGUGUUCUAAAGUAACCACGUGUCAAGCAGCUACUGUAAACUCGCUUACUGAACCACAGAUUGCUGUGAGUGAGGUGUCACUUGGCAUUCUUGACCUGACCUUGGAAAAAGAAAUAACCAAAUCAAAAGAUGAAACAGAAUCGACAGACAUUGUUGAUCACUAUAUUAAUAAUGAAUUAAGCAAAGUAGAGGAACAAGUGGAAAUUAUAGAAGAACAUCCACAGUCAGUAGAGGAUGAUGAGAAGGCCAGCAAGCCCACAUCUUCAGAUAAGCAGGAAAUGCCUCCAGUCAUCAUGAAAACUGAGAAAGAUACUUCCAUAUACCAUGACCUUUCUCAGGAAGCAUCCAUGGUAGUCAAAGAAUGUAAUGUAGAGAGUUCUGAAAACAGAAGUCCCAGCCACGCUCAUGCUUCUCUUAUAAGUGGUACAAUGGAGCUUAUUUCUGAAAUACAGGAUGGCUUAGAUAUUCCAAAGAAUAUAGAAAAUACUGAGACUGCAUCUGACCAGAUGAGACAGCUGCCUUGGGAUCACAAUAUAUCUGAAAACCAUUUAGAUCUGCCCACAAACAGAGAUUCAGAACUAGAGCAAAAUGAAAGCACAUGCUCACUCGUUCACAAACAAGAAUCAAAAAAUGCUCAGGAUGAUGUAAUUACAGAAAAUUCAGAACUUAACACAUCUGGGAAAGGAGGAAAAAUGGAGCCAACUCAAAAGAGUCAUAGAAAGCAGUUUCAUGGAUAUGAGUUAGAUAAUUCUGUUCAAGAGAUAAAUGAAAAAGACAGAGAAAGUGGUGAAAAAGAUUAUGAAGACAUGUAUGGUGAGGAGAAAGAUGUGCAUCUUAUGGACAGAUUUAACAGACCGAGCAGCAAUAAUGAAACUGAGAGUGAAGAGACAAAAAAAGUAAUUAAUGCUGGUCCUGCAAAAGAUUCCAACACUGAGGAUUUUAUAGUAGUGUGUUCAGAGCAAUAUAAGUAUUCUGGAACACCCUCUCAAGUAACAGAACUGGGUUUAACUACUACCAUACAGCCAUCACCAGUAGUUAUAUAUCCAGAUUUCAAGGAAGAUGGUGAGAUUAGUGAAGAUGAUGUAGAAAUAAGAGAUGCAGAACUACAUACACAAAACCAAAGUAAGAAAAAGAGGAAGUUUGGGUCAACUCGAAGGCCUCAAGGAGGACACAACCCAAACAAUGACAGAGAGGAAAGAAAAUGGAAAGGUGUGGAAGUUACAGGUGAAUUUGAACAUAAUGAGGAAGAGAGACGUUCAAAAAACACCAUACAUCAAGCAGCUACGUUAAACUCUCUAACUGAACCACAGAUUGCUGUGAGUGAGGUGUCACUUGGUGUCCUUGACCCACCCGUGAAAAAAGAAAUGACUGAAUCAAAAGACGAAACAGCAUUGGCAGAUGUUGUUCACCACAUUGAUAAUGAAGUAAGCAGAGAAGAAGAACUAGUGGAAAUUAGACACCCAGGAGUGGAGUACGAGAGGGAUGAUGAGUCCACAUCUACUGAUCAGCAAAAAAUGGCAGCAGUGAUAACAGAAAUUGAGAUUGAUACUUCCACAUACCAAACGUCUUCUCAGGAAGCAUCUAUGGUAGUUGAAAAAGUUGAUAUAGAGAAUACUGAAAAUGGAAACCCCAGCCAAGUUCUUUCUUCUCCUACAUGUGGCACAAUGGAGUUUAUUUCUAAGAUACAGCAGAGCUUAGACAUUUCCUUAAAUGCAGAAAAUACCCAUGAGGUUGCAUCUUAUGGAAUAAAACAUGAACGUGACCAGAAAAAUCCUACUGAGGAGAUCAGUAAAAAAGAAGAAAAAAGAGGCUAUGAAGACAAUGAAGCGAAGUAUGGAGAGGAGAAAGAUAUACAUCUUACAGACAGAAAAAAUGAAGAUAUUGAAGAGGAGAGUAAGAAAACAAUGAAAGAAAUAAAUUCCAGUCCUGAGAAAAAUUCCACCACUGAGGACUUCAUAGCAGUGUGUUCAGAACAAAAUAUGCAUUCUGGAUUAUCCUCUCAAACAACUGAACUGGGUGUAACUACUAACAUACAGCAAUCACCAUCACAUUCAUAUCCUAAGGAAGAUGAUGGGAAUGGUGAAGAAAAUGUAGAAGUGAAAAAUGCAGAACUACAGGUACAAAGUCAAAGUAAGAAAAAAAAGAAAUUUAGAUCAACCCAGGGACCUCAAGGAGGACACAAACGAGACAAUGAUGGAGAGGAAAGAAAAUGGAAAAACGUAGAAGCUACAGAACAAACUGAAUAUGAUGAGGAGGACAGAUGCUCUAAAGAAACCACUAAUCAAGCAUUGCCUUCUGAUGAAAGCAUAUCCAAAGCCCAUCUAGACCAGCCAACAAAUGAAGACCCAGAACUAGAGAAAGUCAAAAGCACAUGCUCACUCGUUCACAUAGAAGAACCAAAAACCACCCAGGAGAAUGUCAUGAUAGAGAAUUUAGAACUCAGCACAUCUGGGAAACGGAGAAAGAUGGGGUCAACUCGAAGGAGUCACAGAGAGCCACUCAGUGGAUGUGGCCUGAAAGAGUCUAGUGAAGAGAUAAAUGAAAAAGAGAGAGAAAGUGAUGAAAAAGAUGAUGAAGACAUGAAUGGAGAGGAAAAAGAUUUGUUUCAUACAGAAACAUCUAACAUAUCAAUAACAAAGAAUGAAGUUGUGGAGGAGGAGAGUGACGAGAUAAAGGAAGAAUUAGAAGCCAAUCCUACAGAACAUUCCACCACUGAGGAUUUCAUAGAAGUGGGUUCAGAACAAAAUAUGCAUUGUGGAUUAUCCCCUCAAUCAACUCAAUUGGGUUUAACUACUAACAUACAACCAUCACCAAUGACCGAACAUUCAAAUUCCAAGGAUGAUGGUGGGAAUAGUGAAGAAAAUGUAGAAAUAAAAAACACAAAACUACAUACACAAAGCCAAAGUAAGAAAAGGAGGAAAUUUGGAUCAACCCGGAGGCCUCAAGGAGGACACAAACGAGACAAUGAUGGAGAGGAAAGAAAAUGGAAAAAUGUAGAAGCUACAGAACAAACUGAAUAUGAUGAGGAGGACAGAUGCUCUAAAGAAACCACUAAUCAAGCAGCUCCGUCUGACUUGCUUGCUGAACCACAGUGUGUUGUGAGUGAGGAGUCACUUGGCAUCCUUCACCCAACCUUGAAAAAAGAUACAACUAAAUCAAAUGAUGAAACAGCAGGGUGUGGAAUGAUUGACAUAUCACAUGUCAUUUCGACAGAUACUGUUGAUCAGCAUACCGAUAAUGAAGUACACAAAACAGAAAAACUAGUGGAAAUUAUAGAAGAACAUGGGCAAUCAGUAGAGGAGGAUGAGAGGGGUGAUGAGUCCACAUCUUCAGAUAAUCAAACAGUGCCACCAGUGGUCACAGAAAUUCAGAAUGAUGUUUCCUCAUACCUUGACUCAACUCAGGAAGUCUGUAUAAUAGUUGAAGGCCAUGAUAUGAAGAGUACUGAAAACAGAAGCCAAGUUCAUGAUUAUGCUACAUGUGGCACAGUGGAGCUUAUUUCUGAGGUACAGGACAAAACAAAUGCUCAUGAAUUUGUUUCUGAACAGAUCGGACAGUUGCCAUGUGAUAAAAGCAUAUCCAAAGACCAUCUAGACCAGCCAACAAACGAAGACCCAGAACUAGAGAAAGUCGAAAGCACAUGCUCACUCGUUCACAAAGAACAACCAAAAACCACUCAGGAGAAUGUCAUGACAGAGAAUUUAGAACUCAGCACAUCUGGGAAACGGAGAAAGAUGGGGUCAACUCGAAGGAGUCACAGAGAGCCACUCCGUGGAGGUGGCCUGAAAGAGUCUAGUGAAGAGAUAAAUGAAAAAGAGAGAGAAAGCAAUGAAAAAGACAAUGAAGACGAUGUGCAUCUUACAGAAAGAUCAGACAUAUCAAGCAGAAAGAAGGACGUUGUGGAGGAGGAGAGUGAAGAGAUAAAGGAUGAAUUAAAAGCCAGUCCUACAGAAGAUUCCACCACUGAGGAUUUUAUAGCAGUGUGUUCAGAACAAUACAUGGAUUCUGGAUUAUCCUCUCAAACAACUGAACUGGGUUUAACCACUAACCUACAGCCAUCACCAGUGUCUGAACAUUCAGAUUACGAGGAAGAUGAUGGGAAUGGUGAAGAAAAUAUAGAAGUGAAAAAUGCAGAACUAGAGGCACAAAGCCAAAGUAAGAAAAAAAAGAAAUUUGGAUCAACCUGGAGGCCUCAAGGAAGACACAGACCAGACAAUGAAGAAGAAGAAAGAAAAAGGAAAGAUGUGGAAGCUACAGAAGAAACUCAACAUGACAAGGAAGAGAAAUGUUCUAAAGAAGCCAAAAGUCAGGCAGCUUCUUCUUAUUUCCUUACUGAACCACAGAAUGCUGUGAAUGGGGAGUCACUUGGCAUCCUUGACCCAACCUUGGAAAAAGAAAUGGCUGAAUCAAAGGAUGAAACAGGAGGGUGUGGAAUGAUUGACACAUCUCAUGUCAUAUUGACAGAUAUUGUUGUUCAGCAUACUGAUAAUGAAGUACAGAAUGCAUUGGAACUAGUGGAGAUUGUAGAAGAACAAAGACAAUCAGUAGUGGGGUAUGAGAGGGACGAGGAGUGCACGUUCUCAGAUAAGCAGAAAAUUCCACCAGUGGUCACAGAAAUUCAGAAUGAUACUUCUACAUACAAUGACUUUUCUAAGGUAGCUGAAGAAUGUGAUAUAGAGAGUAAAGAAAACAGAAGCUUUAGCCAAGUUCAUGUUACUCCUAUAUGUGGCACAGUGGAGCUUAUUUCUGAGGUACAGGACAGCUUAGGCAUUCCAGUGAAUACAGGAAAUACUCAUGAAUUUGUUUCUGAACAGAUUGGACAGUUGCCAUCUAAUGAGGGCAUAUCCAAAGACCAACUAGACCAGCCAACAAAUGAAGACCCAGAACUAGAGAAAGUCAAAAGCACAUGCUCACUUGUUCACAUAGAAGAAUCAAAAACCACUCAGGAAAAUGUCAUGAUAGAGAAUGUAGAACUCAGCACAUCUGGGAAACAGAGAAAGAUGGGGUCAACUCGAAGGAGUCACAGAGAGCCACUCCAUGGAGGUGGCCUGAAAGAGUCUACUGAAGAGAUAAAUGAAAAAGAGAGAGAAAGCAAUGAAAAAGACAAUGAAGACAUGUAUGGAGAGGAGAAAGAUGUGCAUCUUACAGAAACAUCUGACAAAUCAAUCAGAGAGAAUGAUGUUGUGGAGGAGAGUGAAGAGAUAAAGGAAGAAUUAAAAGCCAGUCCUACAGAACAUUCCACCACUGAGGAUUUUAUAGAAGCGUGUUCAGAACAAGAUAUGCAUUUUGGAUUAUCCCCUCAAACAACUGAACUGCGUUUAGCUACUAACUUACAAACAUCACCAGUGACUGAACAUUCAGAUUCCAAGGAUGAUGGUGGGAAUAGUGAAGAAAAUGUAGAAAUAAAAAGCACAGAACUACAUACACAAAACCAAAGUAAGGAAAAGAGAAAAUCUGGAUCAACCCAGAGGCAUCAAGGAGGACACAGACCAGACAAUGAAGUAGAGAAAAGAAGAUGGAAAGAUGUGGAAUCUACAGAAGAAAUUGAAGAUGUAGAAAAAGAGAGACGUUCUAAAGAAGCCACCAAUCAAGCAGGUACUUCAGAGUUGCUUACUGAACCACAGAGUGCUGUGAGUGAGGUGUCACUUGGCAUCCUCGGACCACCCUUGAAAAAAGAAAUGAUUGAAACAAAUGAUGAAACAGGAGGGUGUGGAAUUAUUGAUAGACCACAUGUCAUAUUGACAGAUACUCUUCUGCACCAUAGUAAUAAUGAAGUAAACAAAGCAGAAGAACUAAUGGAGAUUAUAGAAGAAUGUGAACAGUCAGUAGUGGAGGAUGAGAGGGGUGAUGAGUUCACACUUUCAGACACAAUGCCACCAGUGGUCACAGAAAUUGAGAACGAUGUUUCCACAGACCAUUACUUUUCUCAGGAAGCAUCUAUAAUAGUCGAAGGCCACGAUAUGAGGAGAAAUGAAAACAGAAACCCCAGCCAAGGUCAUGUUACUCUUACAUGUGGCACAGUGGAGCUUAUUUCUGAGGUGCAGGACAGAUUAGGCAAUCCAGUGAAUACAGAAAAUACUCAUGAACUUUUGUCUGAACAGAUCAGACAAUUGCCAUCUGAUGAAAGUACAUCCAAAGACCAAAUAGACCAGCCAACAAACAAAGCCCCAGAACUAGAGAAAGUGGAAAGCACAUGCUCACUUGUUCACAUAGAACAACCAAACACCACUCAGGAGAAUGUCAUGAUAGAUAAUUUAGAACUCAGCACAUCUGGGAAACGGAGAAAGAUGGGGUCAACUCGAAGGACUCACAGAGCGCCAGUCCAUGGAGGCGACCUAAAAGAGACUAUUGAAGGGAUAAAUGGAAAAGAGAGAGAAAGUGGUGAAAAAGACGAUGAAGACAUGUAUGGAGUGGAGAAAGAUGUGCCUCUUACAGAAAGAUCGAGCAUAUCAAGCAGAAAGAAGGACGUUGUGGAGGAGGAGAGUGAAGAGAUAAAGGAUGAAUUAAAAGCCAGUCCUACAGAAGAUUCCACCACUGAGGAUUUUAUAGCAGUGUGUUCAGAACAAUACAUGGAUUCUGGAUUAUCAUCUCAAACAACUGAACUGGGUGUAACUACUAACAUACAGCCAUCACCAUCACAUUCAUAUCCCAUGGAAGAUGAUUGGAAUGGUGAAGAAAAUAUAGAAGUGAAAAAUGCAGAACUACACAUACAAAGACAAAGUAAGAAAAAAAAGAAAUUUAGAUCAACUCAGAGACCUCAAGGAGGACACAGACGAGACAAUGAUGGAGAGGAAAAAAAAUGGGAAAAUGUAGAAGCUACAGAACAAACUGAAUAUGAUGAGGAGGACAGAUGCUCCAAAGAAAACCCUAAUCAAGCAGCUUCGUCUGACUUGCUUGCUGAACCACAGUGUGUUGUGAGUGAGGAGUCACUUGGCAUCCUUCACCCAACCUUGAAAGAAGAUACAACUAAAUCAAAUGAUGAAACAGCAGGGUGUGGAAUGAUUGACAUAUCACAUGUCAUUUCGACAGAUAUUGUUGUUCAGCAUACCGAUAAUGAAGUACACAAAACAGAAAAACUAGUGGAAAUUAUAGAAGAACAUGGGCAAUCAGUAGAGGAGGAUGAGAGGGGUGAUGAGUCCACAUCUUCAGAUAAUCAAACAGUGCCACCAGUGGUCACAGAAAUUCAGAAUGAUGUUUCCUCAUACCUUGACUCAACUCAGGAAGUCUGUAUAAUAGUUGAAGGCCAUGAUAUGAAGAGUACUGAAAACAGAAGCCAAGUUCAUGAUUAUGCUACAUGUGGCACAGUGGAGCUUAUUUCUGAGGUACAGGACAAAACAAAUGCUCAUGAAUUUGUUUCUGAACAGAUCGGACAGUUACCAUGUGAUAAAAGCAUAUCCAAAGACCAUCUAGACCAGCCAACAAACGAAGACCCAGAACUAGAGAAAGUCGAAAGCACAUGCUCACUCGUUCACACAGAACAACCAAAAACCACUCAGGAGAAUGUCAUGACAGAGAAUUUAGAACUCAGCACAUCUGGGAAACGGAGAAAGAUGGGGUCAACUCGAAGGAGUCACAGAGAGCCACUCCGUGGAGGUGGCCUGACAGAGUCUAGUGAAGAGAUAAAUGAAAAAGAGAGAGAAAGCAAUGAAAAAGACAAUGAAGACGAUGUGCAUCUUACAGAAAGAUCAGACAUAUCAAGCAGAAAGAACGACGUUGUGGAGGAGGAGAGUGAAGAGAUAAAGGAUGAAUUAAAAGCCAGUCCUACAGAAGAUUCCACCACUGAGGAUUUUAUAGCAGUGUGUUCAGAACAAUACAUGGAUUCUGGAUUAUCCUCUCAAACAACUGAACUGCGUUUAACCACUAACCUACAGCCAUCACCAGUGUCUGAACAUUCAGAUUACGAGGAAGAUGAUGGGAAUGGUGAAGAAAAUAUAGAAGUGAAAAAUGCAGAACUAGAGGCACAAAGCCAAAGUAAGAAAAAAAAGAAAUUUGGAUCAACCCGGAGGCCUCAAGGAAGACACAGACCAGACAAUGAAGAAGAAGAAAGAAAAAGGAAAGAUGUGGAAGCUACAGAAGAAACUCAACAUGACAAGGAAGAGAAAUGUUCUAAAGAAGCCAAAAGUCAGGCAGCUUCUUCUUAUUUCCUUACUGAACCACAGAAUGCUGUGAAUGGGGAGUCACUUGGCAUCCUUGACCCAACCUUGGAAAAAGAAAUGGCUGAAUCAAAGGAUGAAACAGGAGGGUGUGGAAUGAUUGACACAUCUCAUGUCAUAUUGACAGAUAUUGUUGUUCAGCAUACUGAUAAUGAAGUACAGAAUGCACUGGAACUAGUGGAGAUUGUAGAAGAACAAAGACAAUCAGUAGUGGGGUAUGAGAGGGACGAGGAGUGCACGUUCUCAGAUAAGCAGAAAAUUCCACCAGUGGUCACAGAAAUUCAGAAUGAUACUUCUACAUACAAUGACUUUUCUAAGGUAGCUGAAGAAUGUGAUAUAGAGAGUAAAGAAAACAGAAGCUUUAGCCAAGUUCAGGUUACUCCUAUAUGUGGCACAGUGGAGCUUAUUUCUGAGGUACAUGACAGCUUAGGCAUUCCAGUGAAUACAGAAAAUACUCAUGAAUUUGUUUCUGAACAGAUUGGACAGUUGCCAUCUAAUGAGGGCAUAUCCAAAGACCAACUAGACCAGCCAACAAACGAAGACCCAGAACUAGAGAAAGUCGAAAGCACAUGCUCACUUGUUCACAUAGAAGAACCAAAAACCACUCAGGAAAAUGUCAUGAUAGAGAAUGUAGAACUCAGCACAUCUGGGAAACGGAGAAAGAUGGGGUCAACUCGAAGGAGUCACAGAGAGCCACUCCAUGGAGGUGGCCUGAAAGAGUCUACUGAAGAGAUAAAUGAAAAAGAGAGAGAAAGCAAUGAAAAAGACAAUGAAGACAUGUAUGGAGAGGAGAAAGAUGUGCAUCUUACAGAAACAUCUGACAAAUCAAUCAGAGAGAAUGAUGUUGUGGAGGAGAGUGAAGAGAUAAAGGAAGAAUUAAAAGCCAGUCCUACAGAACAUUCCACCACUGAGGAUUUUAUAGAAGUGUGUUCAGAACAAGAUAUGCAUUUUGGAUUAUCCCCUCAAACAACUGAACUGCGUUUAGCUACUAACAUACAAACAUCACCAGUGACUGAACAUUCAGAUUCCAAGGAUGAUGGUGGGAAUAGUGAAGAAAAUGUAGAAAUAAAAAGCACAGAACUACAUACACAAAACCAAAGUAAGGAAAAGAGAAAAUCUGGAUCAACCCAGAGGCAUCAAGGAGGACACAGACCAGACAAUGAAGUAGAGGAAAGAAGAUGGAAAGAUGUGGAAUCUACAGAAGAAAUUGAAGAUGUAGAAGAAGAGAGACGUUCUAAAGAAGCCACCAAUCAAGCAGGUACUUCAGAGUUGCUUACUGAACCACAGAGUGCUGUGAGUGAGGUGUCACUUGGCAUCCUCGGACCACCCUUGAAAAAAGAAAUGAUUGAAACAAAUGAUGAAACAGGAGGGUGUGGAAUUAUUGAUAGACCACAUGUCAUAUUGACAGAUACUCUUCUGCACCAUAGUAAUAAUGAAGUAAACAAAGCAGAAGAACUAAUGGAGAUUAUAGAAGAAUGUGAACAGUCAGUAGUGGAGGAUGAGAGGGGUGAUGAGUUCACACUUUCAGACACAAUGCCACCAGUGGUCACAGAAAUUGAGAACGAUGUUUCCACAGACCAUUACUUUUCUCAGGAAGCAUCUAUAAUAGUCGAAGGCCACGAUAUGAGGAGAAAUGAAAACAGAAGCCCCAGCCAAGGUCAUGUUACUCUUACAUGUGGCACAGUGGAGCCUAUUUCUGAGGUGCAGGACAGAUUAGGCAAUCCAGUGAAUACAGAAAAUACUCAUGAACUUUUGUCUGAACAGAUCAGACAAUUGCCAUCUGAUGAAAGUACAUCCAAAGACCAAAUAGACCAGCCAACAAACAAAGCCCCAGAACUAGAGAAAGUGGAACUUGUUCACAUAGAACAACCAAACACCACUCAGGAGAAUGUCAUAAUAGAUAAAUUAGAACUCAGCACAUCUGGGAAACGGAGAAAGAUGGGGUCAACUCGAAGGACUCACAGAGCGCCAGUCCAUGGAGGCGACCUAAAAGAGACUAUUGAAGGGAUAAAUGGAAAAGAGAGAGAAAGUGGUGAAAAAGACGAUGAAGACAUGUAUGGAGUGGAGAAAGAUGUGCCUCUUACAGAAAGAUCGAGCAUAUCAAGCAGAAAGAAGGACGUUGUGGAGGAGGAGAGUGAAGAGAUAAAGGAUGAAUUAAAAGCCAGUCCUACAGAAGAUUCCACCACUGAGGAUUUUAUAGCAGUGUGUUCAGAACAAUACAUGGAUUCUGGAUUAUCAUCUCAAACAACUGAACUGGGUGUAACUACUAACAUACAGCCAUCACCAUCACAUUCAUAUCCCAUGGAAGAUGAUGGGAAUGGUGAAGAAAAUAUAGAAGUGAAAAAUGCAGAACUACACAUACAAAGACAAAGUAAGAAAAAAAAGAAAUUUAGAUCAACUCAGAGACCUCAAGGAGGACACAGACGAGACAAUGAUGGAGAGGAAAAAAAAUGGGAAAAUGUAGAAGCUACAGAACAAACUGAAUAUGAUGAGGAGGACAGAUGCUCCAAAGAAACCCCUAAUCAAGCAGCUUCGUCUGACUUGCUUGCUGAACCACAGUGUGUUGUGAGUGAGGAGUCACUUGGCAUCCUUCACCCAACCUUGAAAAAAGAUACAACUAAAUCAAAUGAUGAAACAGCAGGGUGUGGAAUGAUUGACAUAUCACAUGUCAUUUCGACAGAUAUUGUUCAGCAUACCGAUAAUGAAGUACACAAAACAGAAAAACUAGUGGAAAUUAUAGAAGAACAUGGGCAAUCAGUAGAGGAGGAUGAGAGGGGUGAUGAGUCCACAUCUUCAGAUAAUCAAACAGUGCCACCAGUGGUCACAGAAAUUCAGAAUGAUGUUUCCUCAUACCUUGACUCAACUCAGGAAGUCUGUAUAAUAGUUGAAGGCCAUGAUAUGAAGAGUACUGAAAACAGAAGCCAAGUUCAUGAUUAUGCUACAUGUGGCACAGUGGAGCUUAUUUCUGAGGUACAGGACAAAACAAAUGCUCAUGAAUUUGUUUCUGAACAGAUCGGACAGUUGCCAUGUGAUAAAAGCAUAUCCAAAGACCAUCUAGACCAGCCAACAAACGAAGAUCCAGAACUAGAGAAAGUCGAAAGCACAUGCUCACUCGUUCCCACAGAACAACCAAAAACCACUCAGGAGAAUGUCAUGACAGAGAAUUUAGAACUCAGCACAUCUGGGAAACGGAGAAAGAUGGGGUCAACUCGAAGGAGUCACAGAGAGCCACUCCGUGGAGGUGGCCUGAAAGAGUCUAGUGAAGAGAUAAAUGAAAAAGAGAGAGAAAGCAAUGAAAAAGACAAUGAAGACGAUGUGCAUCUUACAGUUGUGGAGGAGGAGAGUGAAGAGAUAAAGGAUGAAUUAAAAGCCAGUCCUACAGAAGAUUCCACCACUGAGGAUUUUAUAGCAGUGUGUUCAGAACAAUACAUGGAUUCUGGAUUAUCCUCUCAAACAACUGAACUGGGUUUAACCACUAACCUACAGCCAUCACCAGUGUCUGAACAUUCAGAUUACGAGGAAGAUGAUGGGAAUGGUGAAGAAAAUAUAGAAGUGAAAAAUGCAGAACUAGAGGCACAAAGCCAAAGUAAGAAAAAAAAGAAAUUUGGAUCAACCCGGAGGCCUCAAGGAAGACACAGACCAGACAAUGAAGAAGAAGAAAGAAAAAGGAAAGAUGUGGAAGCUACAGAAGAAACUCAACAUGACAAGGAAGAGAAAUGUUCUAAAGAAGCCAAAAGUCAGGCAGCUUCUUCUUAUUUCCUUACUGAACCACAGAAUGCUGUGAAUGGGGAGUCACUUGGCAUCCUUGACCCAACCAUGGAAAAAGAAAUGGCUGAAUCAAAGGAUGAAACAGGAGGGUGUGGAAUGAUUGACACAUCUCAUGUCAUAUUGACAGAUAUUGUUGUUCAGCAUACUGAUAAUGAAGUACAGAAUGCACUGGAACUAGUGGAGAUUGUAGAAGAACAAAGACAAUCAGUAGUGGGGUAUGAGAGGGACGAGGAGUGCACGUUCUCAGAUAAGCAGAAAAUUCCACCAGUGGUCACAGAAAUUCAGAAUGAUACUUCUACAUACAAUGACUUUUCUAAGGUAGCUGAAGAAUGUGAUAUAGAGAGUAAAGAAAACAGAAGCUUUAGCCAAGUUCAGGUUACUCCUAUAUGUGGCACAGUGGAGCUUAUUUCUGAGGUACAUGACAGCUUAGGCAUUCCAGUGAAUACAGAAAAUACUCAUGAAUUUGUUUCUGAACAGAUUGGACAGUUGCCAUCUAAUGAGGGCAUAUCCAAAGACCAACUAGACCAGCCAACAAACGAAGACCCAGAACUAGAGAAAGUCGAAAGCACAUGCUCACUUGUUCACAUAGAAGAACCAAAAACCACUCAGGAAAAUGUCAUGAUAGAGAAUGUAGAACUCAGCACAUCUGGGAAACGGAGAAAGAUGGGGUCAACUCGAAGGAGUCACAGAGAGCCACUCCAUGGAGGUGGCCUGAAAGAGUCUACUGAAGAGAUAAAUGAAAAAGAGAGAGAAAGCAAUGAAAAAGACAAUGAAGACAUGUAUGGAGAGGAGAAAGAUGUGCAUCUUACAGAAACAUCUGACAAAUCAAUCAGAGAGAAUGAUGUUGUGGAGGAGAGUGAAGAGAUAAAGGAAGAAUUAAAAGCCAGUCCUACAGAACAUUCCACCACUGAGGAUUUUAUAGAAGUGUGUUCAGAACAAGAUAUGCAUUUUGGAUUAUCCCCUCAAACAACUGAACUGCGUUUAGCUACUAACAUACAAACAUCACCAGUGACUGAACAUUCAGAUUCCAAGGAUGAUGGUGGGAAUAGUGAAGAAAAUGUAGAAAUAAAAAGCACAGAACUACAUACACAAAACCAAAGUAAGGAAAAGAGAAAAUCUGGAUCAACCCAGAGGCAUCAAGGAGGACACAGACCAGACAAUGAAGUAGAGGAAAGAAGAUGGAAAGAUGUGGAAUCUACAGAAGAAAUUGAAGAUGUAGAAGAAGAGAGACGUUCUAAAGAAGCCACCAAUCAAGCAGGUACUUCAGAGUUGCUUACUGAACCACAGAGUGCUGUGAGUGAGGUGUCACUUGGCAUCCUCGGACCACCCUUGAAAAAAGAAAUGAUUGAAACAAAUGAUGAAACAGGAGGGUGUGGAAUUAUUGAUAGACCACAUGUCAUAUUGACAGAUACUCUUCUGCACCAUAGUAAUAAUGAAGUAAACAAAGCAGAAGAACUAAUGGAGAUUAUAGAAGAAUGUGAACAGUCAGUAGUGGAGGAUGAGAGGGGUGAUGAGUUCACACUUUCAGACACAAUGCCACCAGUGGUCACAGAAAUUGAGAACGAUGUUUCCACAGACCAUUACUUUUCUCAGGAAGCAUCUAUAAUAGUCGAAGGCCACGAUAUGAGGAGAAAUGAAAACAGAAACCCCAGCCAAGGUCAUGUUACUCUUACAUGUGGCACAGUGGAGCUUAUUUCUGAGGUGCAGGACAGAUUAGGCAAUCCAGUGAAUACAGAAAAUACUCAUGAACUUUUGUCUGAACAGAUCAGACAAUUGCCAUCUGAUGAAAGUACAUCCAAAGACCAAAUAGACCAGCCAACAAACAAAGCCCCAGAACUAGAGAAAGUGGAAAGCACAUGCUCACUUGUUCACAUAGAACAACCAAACACCACUCAGGAGAAUGUCAUGAUAGAUAAUUUAGAACUCAGCACAUCUGGGAAACGGAGAAAGAUGGGGUCAACUCGAAGGACUCACAGAGCGCCAGUCCAUGGAGGCGACCUAAAAGAGACUAUUGAAGGGAUAAAUGGAAAAGAGAGAGAAAGUGGUGAAAAAGACGAUGAAGACAUGUAUUUAGUGGAGAAAGAUGUGCCUCUUACAGAAAGAUCGAGCAUAUCAAGCAGAAAGAAGGACGUUGUGGAGGAGGAGACUGAAGAGAUAAAGGAUGAAUUAAAAGCCAGUCCUACAGAAGAUUCCACCACUGAGGAUUUUAUAGCAGUGUGUUCAGAACAAUACAUGGAUUCUGGAUUAUCCUCUCAAACAACUGAACUGGGUGUAACUACUAACAUACAGCGAUUCCCAGUGUCUGAACAUUCAGAUUCCGAGGAAGAUGAUGGGAAUGGUGAAGAAAAUAUAGAAGUGAAAAAUGCAGAGCUACAGACACAAAGCCAAAGUAAGGAAAAAAAGAAAUUUCGAUCAACCCGGAGGCCUCAAGGAAGAUACAGACGAGACAAUGAAGAAGAGGAAAGAAAAUGGAAAAACGUAGAAGCUAUAGAACGAGCUGAACAUGACGAGGAAGAGCAAUGUUCUAAAGAAGCCAACAGUCAAGCAGCUUCUUCUAACUUCCUUACUGAACCACAGAAUGCUGUGAGUGGGGAGUCACUUGGCAUCCUUCACCCAACCUUGGAAAAAGAAAUAGCUGAAUCAAAAGAUGAAACAGGAGGGUGUGGAAUGAUUGACACAUCACAUGUCAUAUUGACAGAUAUUGUUGUUGAGCAUACUGAUAAUGAAGUACAGAAUGCACUGCAACUAGUGGAGAUUGUAGGAGAACACAGACAAUCAGUAGUGGGAUAUGAGAGGGACGAGGAGUGCACGUUCUCAGAUAAGCAGAAAAUUCCACCAGUGGUCACAGAAAUUCAGAAUGAUACUUCUACAUAUCACGAUUUUUCUGAGGGAGUUGAAGAAUGUGAUAUAGAGAGUAAUGAAAACAGAAACCGCAGCCAAGUUCAUGUUACUCCUAGAUGUGGCACAGUGGAGCUUAUUUCUGAGGUGCAGGACAGCUUAGGCAUUCCAGUGAAUACAGAAAAUACUCAUGAACUUUUGUCUGAACAGAUUGGACAGUUGCCUUCUGAUGAAAGCAUAUCCAAAGCCCAUCUAGACCAGCCAACAAACGAAGACCCAGAACUAGAGAAAGUCAAAAGCACAUGCUCACUCGUUCACAUAGAACUAAAAACCACUCAGGAGAAUGUCAUGAUAGAGAAUGUAGAACUCAGCACAUCUGGGAAACGGAGAAAGAUGGGGUCAACUCGAAGGAGUCACAGAGAGCCACUCCAUGGAUGUGGCCUGAAAGAGUCUAGUGAAGAGAUAAAUGAAAAAGAGAGAGAAAGUGAUGAAAAAGAUGAUGAAGACAUGAAUGGAGAGGAAAAAGAUUUGUUUCAUACAGAAACAUCUAACAUAUCAAUAAGAACGAAUGAAGUUGUGGAGGAGGAGAGUGACGAGAUAAAGGAAGAAUUAGAAGCCAGUCCUACAGAACAUUCCACCACUAAGGAUUUUAUAGAAGUGGGUUCAGUACAAGAUAUGCAUUGUGGAUUAUCCCCUCAAUCAACUCAAUUGGGUUUAACUACUAACAAACAACCAUCACCAAUGACCGAACAUUCAAAUUCCAAAGAUGAUGGUGGGAAUAGUGAAGAAAAUGUAGAAAUAAAAAACACAAAACUACAUACACAAAGCCAAAGUAAGAAAAGGAGGAAAUUUGGAUCAACCCGGAGGCCUCAAGGAGGACACAGACCAGACAAUGAAGGAGAGGAACAAAAAUGGAAAGAUGUGGAGUCUACAGAAAAAAUUGAAGACGUUGAAGAUGAGAGAUGCUCUAUAGAAACCACUCAUCAAGCAACUACUUCAGAGUUGCUUACUGAACCACAGAGUGCUGUGAGUCAGAUGUUACUUGGAAUCCCUGAACCACCCUUGGAAAAAGAAAUGAUUGAAUCAAAUGAUGAAACAGGAGGGUGUGGAAUUAUUGAUAAACCACAUGUCAUAUUGACAGAUACUCUUCUUCACUAUAGUGAUAAUGAAGUAAGGAAAGUUGAAGAACUAGUGGAGAUUAUAGAAGAACGUGAACAGUCAGUAGUGGAAGAUGAGACGGGCGAUGAGUCCACAUCUUCAAAUAAGCAGAAAAUACCACACGUCAUCAAAGAAAUUCAGAAUGAUGUUUCCACAUGCCUUGACUCUUUUCAGGAAGCAUCCAUAAUAGUCAAAGGCUAUGAUAUGGAGAGUCAUGAAAACAGAAGCCUUAGCCAAGUUCAUGUUACUCCUACAUGUGGCAUAGUGGAGCUUAUUUCUGAGGUACAGGACAGCUUAGGCAUUCCAGUGAAUCCAGAAAAUGCUCAUGAACUUGUUUCUGAACAGAUCGGACAAUUGCCAUCUGAUGAAAGCACAUCCAAAGACCAACUAGACCAGCCAAGUAAUGAAGACCCAGUACUAGAGAAAGUCGAAAGCACAUGCUCACACGUUCACAUAGAAGAAACAAAAACCACUCAGGAGAAUGUCAUGAUAGAGAAUUUAGAACUCAGCACAUCUGGGAAACGGAGAAAGAUGGGAUCAACUCGAAGGAGUCAUAGAGAGAGACUCCAUGGAGGCAACCUAAAAGAGACUAUUGAAGAGAUAAAUGAAAAAGAGAGAGAAAAAGGUGAAAAAGAUGGUGAAGACAUGUAUGGAGAGGAAAAAGAUGUGUAUCUUAAAGAAAAAUCUUACAUAUCAAUCAGAAAGAAUGAAGCUGUGGAGGCAGAGAGUGAAGAGAUAAAGCAUAAAUUAAAAGCCAGUCCUACAGAAGAUUCCACCACUGAGGAUUUUACAGAAGUGUGUUCAGAACAAGAUAUGCAUUCUGGAUUAUCCCCUCAAACAACUGAACUAGAUUUAAUUUCUAACAUACAGCCAUCACCAGUAACCAAACAUUCAGAUUCCAGGGAAGAUGAUGGGAAUAGUAAAGAAAAUGUAAAAAUCAGAAAUGCAGACCUUCAAACACAAAGCCAAAGUAAAAAAAAGAGGAAAUUUGGAUCAACUCGUAGGCCUCAAGGAGUACAAAGACUAGACACUGAAGAAGAGGAGAGAUGGAAAGAUGUAGAAGCCACAGAAGGACUUGAACAUGAUGAGAAAGAGAGAUGUUCUGAAGAAACCCAUCAAGCAGUUACUUCAAACUUGCUUACUGAAUCACUGAAUGCAGGGAGUGAGGUGUCACUUGGCAUUCUUAUUGAGGAAAUGAAAGAAAAAGAAAGCAGCAAGGAACAAACAGUAGAAGAAAGUGCACCAAUUACUGAGGAAAGUAAUUCAGAGGUUGAAAGGCUCAGCUUCAUUCCUACAAUUCCUACUGAAACAUGUCAUCAGUCCAUAGAGAGGCAGUCUGAGCCCUCAGAAUCAAUCACUAUCAUAAGACCUGAACUUGAAAAAUUAGACAAGAAAAAAAGAAAGAUGGGUUCAACUCGCAAGAAUUUCAAGGGAGGAGAUGCCAAGAAACCAUGGGACAGAGGAACAGGAGAUAUGGACCCAACAUCUGAUGAAGAUAUUACUAAAGAAGAGAUGAAAUCAACAGCAAGAGUAGACACAGUGCUUGAUGACAAAGGCUUCGGACGGAGCAUCAUAAUAGAGAUGAAAGGGCAAGAACAUGAACUGCAAACUCCCCAUAUGCUUGAUCAGUCAGAAGGGUCACUUCUCGGUGAAAUAGAGUAUGAAUUGAAAAAGAGUUGUCAAAGUCCCCUGAAUACAAUAGCUCAUUCCAUUAGUGAAGAAAUCUCAGAAAGCUUGUUAAACAAGCCUUUAGAAACACAUAACAAUCAACAGAAUAUAUUAGAAAUCCCAGAACCAAAAGAUGAGCAAUGCAAAAGCACUCUUAAACUACCAGCAUCUCAAAGCUCUCAAACUCACACUGAACCAAGCUCCCCUGGAAGAAGAAGAAAAAUGGGGUCCACUCGCAAGACACCUAGAGACAAGCACACAGAAGAACCAAGGGACGAGAGCAGAGACAGUGAACAGGACACAGAGACACAGGAUACACUUGGAACAAACAGUGACCUAGAGAGAGAAACCACUAUGCUAAAAAUCACAGAAGGUGAGAAAAGAUCUGUUGGCAUUACAGCUAAAGUCCAUGCUAUUCCUCAAGUUGAUGAGAAUAAUACAGAUCAUCCCAUUCCAGGAGGUAGGCGAAAGUUUGGGUCCAGACGCACAGCAAAAGGUGAACUUAUGCUCAACCAAAAAGAAACAGAAGCUGGCCAAGUGUUCACUGAUGUGUUAACGGUUGAUCCAUAUUUCAUUCCAGGACCAGAGAGCAUUCCAGUCUCUCAACUGACCUCUCACCAUGAAGACACAAAAGCUAGCCCAAGUAAUGAGCAGAAUGAAAAAUCUGUUUUGAAUGAAGCUGAUAAAUCUACAAGAACUGGCCUGGCCUCCUUGGGUGAUCUCAAAAGGUCUUCACUCUAUAAUGGAAGCACUGGAAGAAGAGAAAUGAUUGACUUUGAAAGAUGGGAUGAGCAAAUUCCAGAUUUUGGAGUAGCUGUGUAUAACGUAGUGAUGGUGGGAAACUGCAAUGUGGGAAAGACGUCAUUCAUUAGACGCUUCCAGAGUGGACUCUUCAGCAAGGAUUACGGUUCUACUAUUGGCGUUGACACCUUUGUUCAGACCAUUACACUGGGCAACAGAACUGUUAAACUGCAUAUAUGGGACACAGCAGGACAGGAGAGGUAUCACAGCAUCACUAGACAGGUUUUCCACAAGGCCCAGGGGCUUCUGCUGAUGUAUGACAUCACAUCCUCUCAGAGUUUCUAUGCAGUGCGUAAGUGGAUCUCCCAGAUUCAGGAAAGAGCUCCUGCUGAUGUCACCAUGAUGUUACUUGGCAAUAAGAAUGACUGUGCAGAGCGAGAAGUCCAGCUCAAGGAAGGGGAGGAUCUCUCGAGGGAUUAUAACAUUCAUUUUAUGGAGUGCAGCGCUGCAACUGGUGAAAAUGUGUCAGAAUCUAUGAAGUCUUUAGCUUGGUUACUGGUGAAACAGAAUGUGAGGAGAGAGGAGGAACAAGCAAUAUUACAGCCAAAGCAACCGCAGAAGAAGUCAGGUUGCUGUUAAAAGCACACACACACAUUUUUGUCCACACACUUUAUAGAACGUAUGUGCACAAAAACAUAUUAAUAUAGCAAAUGUUGUAGACUAUUGCUGCAUUUCAAUUUUUAUUCACUCUAUUGUCUUCAUUAAGUUCUGUAAAGAAUUUUCUCAUUUGAAUAGCAUGAAUUAUGUAAUCAGCUUCUCUUUACAUGAUAUGCGCUACUGCUUCAAACUGAACAAGGAUUUUAAAUUAAAUGGAUUAUUUUAAAUGAAUUGUGUGUUAAUAGACUAAUACAUAGCAAAGAUUACUGAGGUAUAACUAGUCCUUGAAAUUUUAAAAUAAUAUUUGACCCAGAUAUACAUGUUAAGUUGAACUGCAAAAAUAUAAUUAAAAGAUUGUUCUGCUGGCU